AUGACAAAUGAAUUAAAAGAAAUGAAGUAAGAGAGAAAUUAUGCGUAUAAGUUGAAUGGAAAACACAUAGUAGAAGAGGAAAAGAUUUAGAAUAAAAAAAAAGUCUAUACUGUUGUCAUAAAACAAGCCAUUUUUAAUUUCAAGCAUUAAUAAGGAUCUCAUUAAAAUGAACUUAAUUAGAAUAUAUAAAGGAGCAUAUGUGAUUCACAGAACCUAAUAUACUAUUCAAUUUAUUUAGUUAAAUAAAAAUAUGCAGAGUUCAAAUAUAUCGAAAAAGAACUAUCAAAAUUAGAUGUAGACAAAAUACUUUCAUUGUUGGGCAAUGGUGAUAAGUAAAAAUUAGAUCCAGUCAAAUAUCUUUAAAAACUGAAUGAAGAGCAACUAAAAAAAUUAAAUGUGCCCGAAACACUUUAAGUGUUGAUUCAAUAAAGUCCGAAGCAAUUAGAUCUUGUUUAAUAUCUUGAUAAAUUGGAGCCAGAAGAACUAUUAAAAUUAGAUGUACCUCAAAUACUUCAAAAGUGGAUCAAAGGUGAUAGAAAUUGGUUUGUUUUAAUCAAAUGUCUUUAAAAGUUGAAUAAAGACGAAUCAUUUAAGUUAGGAAUACCUAAAAUAAUAUAAAAGUGGAUAAAAAAUGAUCCUUCAAUGUUUGAUCUAGCUAAUUAUUUUGAAAAGAUGAAUGAUUAACAACUAUAAAAACUAGAUGCAUCCAUAACAAUUAAAAAUUUAAUCAAAGAUGAUCCAUAAAAAUUAAAUCUAUUCAAAUACCUUUAAAAAUUGAAUGAAGACGAACUAUCAAAUUUAGAAGUACCCAAAAUAUUUUAAAAGAGAAAUAAAAAUGAUCAAUAAAAUUUGAAUAAAGAUGAAUCAUUAAAGAAAAGACGAACCAACAUUACUUUUUCAUAGUAUUGCUUCGUUGAUAGGAAAUUCUUUCAAAAGUUGAGUGACUUCCAAUUUUUACAAAGAAAGAUAAUUGAAAAAAAUGGCUUAAUGGCUAAAAGAUCAAAAUUAGAGAGCGCUUACAUUCCUGGAUGA
Molecule: messenger RNA, 1032 nt
Organism: Paramecium tetraurelia
Lineage: Eukaryota; Ciliophora; Oligohymenophorea; Peniculida; Parameciidae
Exons: 2
Source: RefSeq, a predicted model, not a curated record